This is a messenger RNA of Contarinia nasturtii (swede midge), 3147 nucleotides long. RefSeq names its product transmembrane and coiled-coil domains protein 2 (gene Dmtn). Bases 651 to 2501 code for a protein of 616 amino acids. Lineage: Eukaryota; Metazoa; Arthropoda; Insecta; Diptera; Cecidomyiidae. The record is from RefSeq and is a predicted model, not a curated record. The transcript has 11 exons. Gene Ontology annotation, cellular component: endomembrane system.
UCAUUUAUUGUUAUAAUAAAAGAAAACCAACUUAUUUAUGCUUCUUUAAUUUUUAUUUACAUUUUUGAAUAUUUAUCAAUACGAUAAAAGAAACUAUAACUAUUUGAAUAAAAUGAAAAUAGCAACAAUCCAUCGAUAUAAUUCUAAAGAUAUUAUAAAUUGGAUUUAGGAAUUCGUUGCACCAAUCGUUCAAUUGUUUAAACAAAAAAAAGAUAGAGAUACACGCGAUAUUCGCCCCUCGACACACAAAAAUGAAUGUUGACAAUUGAGUAAAAGACAAACAGAAAUGUGAAACAGAAUGUGUGCAAAGGAAAUCAAGUCAAAAAUCAUUUGGACGAAGAAUCAGUGAAGAACACGGUAAAAUCAAAACCGAAAGGAUUGUGUGUGUUUGUUUGAAUCGCUUAUAUAUAUUUUUUUUGUUUUUGUUUGUGCUGUUAAUUGUGAAUGAAGUGUUUGCGAGUUUACCGGAAAGGAAAAUAGAAGAAGAUAUAUCCGGUGUGGGACUGUUUUUAUAAUUUGUAGCCGAGUCGAGUGGAAAGAGUGACCCAAGACAGGAAUAGUCAGCCAUAUCGAAGCACUCAAUCAACCGAAUCGGUGUGAAUUAUUUUCGAAUGCAAAGAAUCGAUUGAAUUGAAUGAAAACCAAAAACGAUGGACACAUUGCACGUCCAUUCAACAUCUACACAGAAUCUAUUGGGCGGUAGCAAACCAUCGAGCCGUGCACCGUCUCCCUGUCGAUCUGAUCAAAUGUCAAAAGAUCGUGAUAGCAAUGACUCCGUAUCAGGGAGUGGGUUGAGAUUUCGUAAUCAAAGCCCAUCAACAACGAAUCGAAGAAGUCGUGACAGAGAACGCAGCACAAAUGAUAAGACAUGGGAACGUGAUGCUGAUGCAAACACAAUGCUGAUUACAAAUGAAGCGAAUAUAACGUCACCAGCAGCUGCUGUUGUUGCCGGUAAUAGUGCCAAUGCUGCUACGACUGCCGCCACUGUAUCGGCAAGCACCGUAAUCACUGGUGGCGAACAAAAUGAUACAAUGGAUGAUUCAAGACUGUCAGAGGAACUUGGCUAUCAGUCAUUUCUUUUGGAUGAAUUGGAAGGGAACACAUCGACAAUGGAACGACGUCACCAUCACCAUCAUCAUCAUCAUCGAUCGAAUAGUGGUCAAGCAAUGGAUCGUCUAAAUACAAAAAUUGCAUGCACACGUGAAUCAAUACGAAAAGAACAAACGGCUCGCGAUGAAAAUGUGAACGAGUACCUGAAAUUAGCAGCCAAUACUGAAGCAGAUAAACAACAGUUACACCGUAUCAAAGCCGUUUUUGAAAAGAAAAACACAAAAAGUGCGCACACAAUAUCAGUACUCCAAAAGAAACUUGAAACUUAUAGUAAACGAGUGAAAGAUCUUCAAAUACAACAAAAUCAACGUCAAAUUGGACAUCGGCAACCGCGUGAAGUAUUACGAGAUGUGGGACAAGGUUUAAAAAAUGUUGGUGGGAAUGUUCGUGACGGCAUCACUGGGCUCGGCGGUAGCCUCAUGUCAAAACCACGCGAAUUCGCUCAUCUCAUCAAAAAUAAGUUCGGAAGCGCCGACAAUAUCAAUCAAUUAUCAACCUGGUACACAGAUCCCGAUUUAAACACACUCGAUUUGACUGGAACGCAUAAUAAUCAAGCGCAAAACUCAACACAAUUUCAAUCGUCAACGCUGGGCAACAGUAACAACACCGGAUCGUCGAAUAUUGGAGGAACGGCGACGGGGACAACGGCAGCCACUGCAACACGGACCGGCAGUGGAAAAUUCAGCAAUGAAAACGACAGCGAAUGCAGUAGCGUCACAAGUGAUUCCAUGCCAGGCGGCGGUUCUGGUAAAAGCCAUUCAGGAACAAAUAAUCAACAAGAUGCUUUCCUGUUGAAGGCCAUUUUAACCGAAUUGCAGGAGAGACAAGAUGACUGCGCCAAAAUGAAAGAAGCCAUUGAACGACUUGAGAGUGUCCAAAAAGAAUUCCAAGAUGUUUCACGAGAAUUGGAAAGCGAACGAUAUCGCGCUGAACGACUCGAGGAACAAGUUAACGAUUUGACCGAACUUCAUCAGAAUGAAAUCGAAAAUCUAAAGCAAGCGCUAGCAGAUAUGGAGGAAAAAGUUCAAUACCAGAGUGAUGAGAGACUGCGUGAUGUAAACGAAGUCUUGGAAAAUUGUCAAACCAGAAUUUCAAAAAUGGAACAUUUAUCGCAACAGCAAUAUGUAACCGUUGAAGGGAUCGACAAUUCAAAUGCUCGUGCACUUAUUGUUAAGCUAAUUAAUGUAGUAUUGACUGUGUUACAAGUAGUUUUAUUGCUGGUGGCAACUGCUGCCGGAAUUAUAAUGCCAUUUUUAAAGACUAGAUUGCGAGUUUUGACGACUGUAUUCUUCGUUUUUAUUGCAAUAUUUGUGAUUAGACAAUGGCCAGAUGUUAGUGACGUUGGAUCACAUAUUGUGCGGCGGCUGAAAGAGACGCUAAUUGUAAAGUAAAUUUAGCAAAGUAAAUUUGAAUGAUAUUCACUGGCGCAAGUGUGCAACAAUCAUUCAAUGCAGAACGAUGUUAAAAGAUUUCCUAAUUGUCCGCGUAUAAAGUCACACAUAUAUAGACGACAGCUAUGCAGCUAUUCGAUUGAAGAAAUCUGAACAAGAGCGAAAACAAAAAGAAGCAACAAAUGUAAUUAAUGACAUACUAUUGCGCUUGUUCAUCAAAUUAGAUUUAUAGAUUACUUUAUUUUAUUUAAGAGGCAAGCAAAGAAGGGAUGUAUGAGCAUUCAAAAUAAAAGAAUUUGUAAAUGCUUUAGACAGCUAUACAAAACGACAUAUACGUACAGAGCGAAACAAAAAAAAAACAUUGAUGAUAUUAACUUUAAAGAUAAACAGCAAGAAUGGGAAUGAUAUGUCCGCAUUUUAUUGAUCUUCGAAUCGAUUUUUUUUAUUUAAAUAUUUCGCCAUCUUCCUCAAAAUUGGUUCGCGCUAACCGAAACAAAUAAACUUUGUUCAGAUUUAUUUUUUUUUUAAAUAUUAGGUGCCAGUUGUAAAAUAUUAUGUAUUUGUUAUAAUGAGAAAAUCAGCAAUAAUUCAUUUGAGAGAAAAAAAGAAGAGGAAAUAAAUGUAAACGACAUACAUCUGAUCAUAA